UAUAAUUGUUAUUGUUGAAUUUAUGUUAAAAAUGUUAGUUUAUAAAUAUAAUUGUUAUUGUUGAUUUAUUUUAAAAAUGUUAAUUUAUAUAUAUAGAAUUGCAUUUAAUUAUUAGUUUAUCUUAAUUUAGGAUAAAAUAAUUAAAUGAAUGUUCAUAGUUGUAAUUCUAUAUGAUGUUAUUGAAUAAAAUGUUGUGUUGAUGAUGAUGAGUUGGGUUGAGAUCCAGGAUGAUUGGAUCGGGAUGUGAAAUAAAAUUGGAAGUGUAAUAUGAUUUUGUCGACAACUUGGGACCCCCCAGUACAGGGGAGACUCUGUCGAAUUUUUUUUAAAUAAUCGAAGUUAAUUAUUCGUAUACAUGUGUGUAGAUGCGUAGAAUGAAAUCUACAGCACGUCGUCAGAAGACGGUUGCAGCUAGUUCUUCUAGCAGCGAGGAGGACGUAUCCUUAGGUGCUGAUCACGGCGAGGAAUCUACGCCAACUUGUGAUGCUGCCUCUUCUAGCGCGGUUUCACAGCGCAGAAGCGGUGUGCCUUCACAGCGGGGUCAAUUCACCCGCAAGUACCAGGCACAAUGGAAGGAUGACCUCUCAAUGUUUACAAACAUUGAGGCUGCAAGGACUAUAACAUUGGCGUUUAAAUCGUCGAUGGAGAUUCCAUUGUUUCAAUGGAGCCAGGUUUCCAAACAUCCUGAGUGGAAACCUAAUAUCGAUGCAUGGUUUAAACGAUUUCAGGUCGGUGUUAAUUUUUAAUUUCCAGCUUAUUUUUAAUAAAUGAUUUUUAUAAUUUUAUAUCUUGUACUAUUUUUAUUUUAUAUGAAUUAUUUAUAUACACAGAACAAAUUUGAGUGGGAUAGGGCGGACAACAAUGUUGUGAGGAGGGUAUGGGAGA
Molecule: messenger RNA, 885 nt
Organism: Populus trichocarpa (black cottonwood)
Lineage: Eukaryota; Viridiplantae; Streptophyta; Magnoliopsida; Malpighiales; Salicaceae
Exons: 2
Coding region: 366-746 (126 amino acids)
Source: RefSeq, a predicted model, not a curated record